Podospora anserina S mat+ is the source of this 2433-nucleotide messenger RNA. RefSeq lists its product as uncharacterized. Gene Ontology annotation, biological process: DNA replication initiation; DNA replication. The coding region runs from base 1 to 2433 and encodes 810 amino acids. Gene Ontology annotation, cellular component: nuclear origin of replication recognition complex; nucleus. The transcript is spliced from 3 exons. NCBI's taxonomy places the organism in Eukaryota, Fungi, Ascomycota, Sordariomycetes, Sordariales, Podosporaceae. The record is from RefSeq and is a predicted model, not a curated record. Gene Ontology annotation, molecular function: ATP hydrolysis activity; DNA replication origin binding; ATP binding.
AUGGCACCCCGCGGCACCACUACCGCCGCAGCAGCAGGCAAGAAAAGAGCACGCUCCCAAAACAAAGAUGAGCCAGAACUAUCAUCAACAACAGCCGCGAAAAGAGUACGAGUAUCGAAGGAAUCAACAGCAACAGCAACAAACGGCGCAAAACCCCGUGGGCGUCGCGUGGCACCUGCUCCUGCGGCAGCAAACAACUCCGAUGAGGCUCCCGACUCGGAAGAACCCCAGCCCAAACCUCUCACCGCCACCAAGAAAACACGGCAAUCAUCGGUCAAGAAAAAGAGUAACAUUUACGACUUUCCAGCUUCGGAUGAGGAUGAGUUGAGUUCUGCUGAAGUCACCACCACCACUGUUCCUGCCACAAAGCGCAAGGCAACGGUAAAAUCUGUCACUUCUGCUCCUCGAAAUGAUAAAGAGAAUGUGGAAGAACCGCCAGCGGAGAAGAAAAAACGAGGCCGGCCACCUAACAAGCCAGUCGCGGCGGAACCUGUCGCGGAGCAGGAGGAGGACGAUGUCACCACGACAAAGAAGCUCUCAGGGAAAGCGGCGACGAGCUUACGGGGUGGUGGGAUGCACACGGUUCCAAAGGGGAUACUUACGCCGAGAAAGGAAAAGGGAGUGGAUGGGAAGAGGGGAAAGAAGAAUGUUGUUUUUGCUGCGAAGGAAAAAAAUGAUGAGGAGGAGGAAAGUGAGGAAGAUGAGGAGGGUACUCCGACGAAGAAGACAGGGGAAAAGCAUGGGCUGGGACUUGAUGGCGAAGUUGGGCCCGAGGACGAAAACGAGGCGGAGGAGGAAGAGAGCGAGGAGGAAGAAGAUGAUGAGGUCUGCACUGUUUGCUCGAAACCCGACUCUAAACGUGGAAACCAAAUUCUGUUUUGUGACAGUUGCGACAUGGCUGUUCAUCAGAAGUGUUAUGGCGUUGCGAGGAUUCCCAAGGGAGACUGGUUCUGCAAGGACUGUGCAGAGAAGAAAGCGGCAGGGAUGCUGAGCGUGGGCGAUACAGCAAAGGUUAGGGGGGCUUCAUUCCAAGACAUGAAAGCCGCGACGGUUGCGCAGGUUGCUGAGGAUCUGCCCGAUAUUCCCAAUUUUGAACAGCAUUUGCGUGUGGCACAAAGGGUAUUGCUUGAUCGGUGCUCUGGGAGGCGACGGAUCAAGCUUUUUGGGCAGAACGAAGCGUAUGAGAAAACGUUUCAGCUGGUGGAGCAGACGAUUGUUGCUGGUGAGGGUAACUCAAUGUUGGUCAUUGGUGCGCGGGGGUGUGGCAAGACGACGCUGAUAGAGUCGGUUAUCUCUGAUGUGUCUAAGCAACAUAAGGAGGAGUUUCACGUCGUAAGGCUCAAUGGGUUCAUUCAUACUGAUGAUAAGCUGGCGUUGAGGGAGAUCUGGCGGCAGUUGGGCAAGGAGAUGGCUGUGGAGGAUGAUCUUGUUAACAAGGUAGACACGAUGGCUUCUCUGCUAGCUUUGUUGUCGCAUCCCUCGGAGAUCGCCGAAUCCCACGAAGGCGUCACAUCCAAGUCGAUUGUAUUUGUGAUAGACGAGUUCGAUCUGUUCGCCACACAUGCCAGACAAACGCUUCUGUACAAUCUGUUUGAUAUUGCACAGGCUCGGAAAGCGCCUAUUGCGGUUGUUGGUCUGACGACGAGGAUCGACGUGGUAGAGAGUCUGGAGAAGAGAGUCAAGAGUCGAUUCAGCCACAGAUAUGUCUAUCUGUCAUUGCCAAAGAGUCUUCCCGCAUUCUGGGAUGUAUGCAGGCAAGGACUUAGUAUUGAUGAGGAGGAUAUGGAAGCUGAGGGUGUUGAUGAGUCCCUGGAGGGUCAUGAAGAGUUCUGGAAGUGGUGGAACGAACGGAUCGAGCGUCUCUACAGCAAAGAUCAGAGAUUUAAAGACCACCUCGAGUCAUAUUUUGCUACCACAAAGUCGACCUCUGCUUUCUUGACGACGUGUGUCAUGCCUUUGGCGGGUUUAACACCAACAUCUCCCUUCCCGCGGAUACCAGCACCCAGCAUCGCUGUUUCUUUGGACCCACCGGACUCGAAACUGCACAUGCUGGAAUCACUAUCAGAUCUAGACCUCUCACUCUUAAUCGCAGCGGCGCGCCUGGACAUUGUAGCACAUACGGAUACGGUAAACUUCGCGAUGGCUUACGACGAGUAUUCGUCGCUCAUGAGUAAGCAGCGAGCUCAGACGGCAAGCUCGGGACUUCUCGUUCUUGGAGGCGGAACAAGAGUGUGGGGUCGUGGUAUCGCAGGAAUGGCCUGGGAGCGGCUAGUUGCGCUCGGUCUCCUUGUGCCGGCGGCUUCGGGAGGGAGAGGAACAGCUGGUCUGAGCGGGCUGGACUCCAAGAUGUGGAAGCUGGAUGUCGCACUCGAGGAGAUUCCGGCGGCGGUAAAACUCAAUGCGGUUUUGGCGCGCUGGUGCAAGGAGAUCUGA